AUGGCUUCAUCAAAUAGACACUGGCCUAGUAUGUUUAAGUCCAAGGCCUGCAACACUCAACACCAAUGGCAGCAUGACAUUAACCCUACUUCUCUCACGUCAAGUGGUUGCCACGGAACCCCUCACACAUCAGUGCCUGGAGAAUGUGAAGAGAGAAGUCCUGAGCCAAAGCCAAGAUGGAACCCAAAACCAGAGCAAAUACGCAUACUCGAAGCUAUCUUCAACUCAGGCAUGGUGAAUCCACCAAGGGAAGAGAUAAAGAAGAUCAGAGCCCAAUUACAAGUGUUCGGCCAAGUCGGCGAUGCCAACGUCUUCUACUGGUUCCAGAACAGAAAAUCAAGAAGCAAAAACAAGCAACGCCAAUUCCAAACCACCAAAUCUCAGCCCCAACCAACCCCUCCCAUCACCUCCAACAUGUCUGUCCCGUCGUGCUCAUCGGAUAAAUCUUCUCUAAAAACCACCCAUAAGGCCUUCUUAAAUAUUGGGUCUCCAAAUGUGGGGGAAGUGCCCAAAUCUCGUAGCCAGAGCUACUUUCAGACCCAUUCCGAGGUCUUUCCGGAACCCUUCUUUUCUUCUACUGCCGGAGGAUCAGCUACAAGCGGUGUUUUCACAGAAGGGUACUUUUGCUUCCCGGAGCUGUCAAGUGUGGUUGAUCAUGUUCCUGAUCAUGAUCAGACGGUUGGGAAUUGCUCUGGGCUUUUACUGAGUGAAUUGAUGAUGAGCCAUGGAGACACUGCAAAGAAGGUUGAAUAUGAUGAGAAGAUGAAGCUACACGAACAGCUGAGUUUAUACACUGCAACUACUACAGCUUCAACUAUUACUCAUACCAGUGUUCCAUCUACCAUCAAUCACAGUCAAGGUGCUGGAGAAUCGGGCACAGUGGGUCCGCUUAAUCCGGCGAAAUCAACGGUCUUCAUUAAUGAUGUGGCGUUCGAGGUGUCUGUGGGUCCCUUCAACGUGAGAGAGGCCUUCGGUGAUGACGCUGUGCUCCUCCACUACUCCGGUCAGCCUGUUCUCACCAACCAGUGGGGUGUCACCCUCCACUCGCUCCAGCACGGCGCAUUUUACUACCUGAUGCAAACGUUAGCUCCAUCACCACAUGAUGGUAACACCAGGAUCUGCUGUGCUUCACUAGGAUUGUCUUCAUUAAUUUCAUCUAUCUUUAGGCCUUUUAUUUCUCCUAAUGACUCUGUCACAGCGGAAUUUGAUGGAAGGCUUCAACUCAUAAAAGCUGUCCUUAUUUCUACCCAAAUUUAUUGGUCCAGCAUCUUCAUCCUCCCAAAGGUUGUCCUCAAUGAGCUAAACAAAAUCAUAAGGGCAUUUCUUUGGUCUGGACCUGAGAUGAAGACCACAAGAGCUAAGGUAAAUUGGGGUAAAGCCUGCAGGCCAAAGGAAAUGGGUGGUUUGGAUAUUCCUAAUCUGGAGAUCUCUAACAAAGCUGGGAUUCUGAGAUUAAUUUGGGACCUUCACAAUGAUGACGGCAACAGGAUUUGGAUUAGGUGGUGCAAAGCUCAUCUUAUCAAGUCAAAGAAUUUCUGGACUCUCAAAAUUCCUCAACCAUGCUCAUGGAGCUGGAGGAAGAUCCUUCAGCUGAGAGUUAGUGCAAGGCAAAUAAUGAAACACAAAAUUGAUGGAGGGUUCAACACUGACAUCAAAGUGGACAAUUUCAUUUUCAACUCAGAUUGGUCUUUUCCACUCUGCAUGGUAUCUGCAAUCCCUGAACUCCUCUCUAUGUCAUCACCAAAUUCAUCAAGGAAGGAUAAAAUUGUUUGGACAGCUUCACCUUCAGGGACUUACAACCUCAAAUCUACGUCAGCUUAUUUAAUGGGUCAUCAUCCAAGUGUUCUAUGGCACAAUCUCGUGUGGGAUAAUCCAGUGAUCCCUCGCAUGAAGUUCAACUUAUGGCUCGCAGUUCAGUCCAAGCUUCCUACUUUGGAUAGCAAAUCAAUGGCUCAACAUGAGAACAUCUGUGUCCUCUGUGGUACCCAGCCAGAAACUCAUGACCAUUUGUUCUUCAACAAUCAAUGGAAGAAGAAAUCUGCUUAUAAUUUGCUUCGCAAAAUUUGUCUCUCCUCAAUUGUCUACCAUACAUGGGAGGAGCGCAAUGAGAGAAUUUUCGAAAGGAAGAAAACAUCGCAAAUAUCAGUUCUCGUUCGCAUCUGCCACACAAUCAACUCCAUUCUAAAAUUGGGUUGUUUGCAGAAAUUUCAUGCAGCAAAUAGGAUCCAAUGCGAAUGGGAUCUUUCGCAUUCCUCAGGUCAUCCCCCUCCGAGACCUCCGGAUUGA
Molecule: messenger RNA, 2286 nt
Organism: Cornus florida
Lineage: Eukaryota; Viridiplantae; Streptophyta; Magnoliopsida; Cornales; Cornaceae
Exons: 7
Coding region: 1-2286 (761 amino acids)
Biological process (GO): regulation of developmental process
Molecular function (GO): DNA-binding transcription factor activity; DNA binding
Source: RefSeq, a predicted model, not a curated record